UUAGAAGGUGGCACUUGCGCAGACAGGUAAUUGGGCGGGUCGGGUCUAAAACUUGCAUCUUCUUCAACUAACUGCGCAAAUGUCUUCCGAAAUCGCAUUUUAUAGUACUCAGCACUUUUGGUCUUUUUCUUUCUGGUAGGUUUUUCAUUUGUUUCUGCGAAUUUCGGCACCUUCUUCGACAUAACCAGGUCAGCAUGUGGGUCUUCAUGGAAAUUGUCUUGCUCGAGGGCCUCAACUGCUUUUCUAGCUCUGCGCUUCCUUGCUGCAUCGUCUAAAAUCUUCCUCCUCUCCGUGUCUCUAUUACCUCUAGCGUGGGAAGCCAUCUUUACAUUCCUUUGUCAUGUACUGGUAUGCUAAGUUGGUCCAUCAAAUCAUCCACACGAGCUUGCAGAGUUUCCACUAUGUCUGCAGAUAUAAAUAGAUGUGUUUCAUCCAGGUCUUGGAGAAUAAACUUUCUGCCCAGGGCUAAAGUCUCGUCCAGGUGAAGAAGGAACUGUUUCAUAGCAGGAUCACUGUAAUCAUAAUGUCAAAGAAACGAGGUUUAAGUGCUGAAGAGAAGAAGAUCAGGAUGUUAGAGAUAUUCCAUAACAGUAAAGACUUCUUUCAGUUGAAGGAGUUGGAGAAAAUAGCACCAAAAGAGAAAGGUAUCACAAUGCAGUCAGUUAAAGAGGUAGUCCAGAACUUAGUUGAUGACCACCUUGUGGACUCGGAGAAGAUUGGAACUUCCAUCUAUUUUUGGUCAUUUCCUAGCAAAGCCAAGAAUGCAAAGAAGAGAAAAGUGCAGGAUUUACAAAAUGAAGUGGAUGAGUGUGCAAAAAAAUUGAAAAGGACCGAAGAUUUGAUUGCGAGUGAAUCUGUAGGAAGAGAAAACUGUGAGGAGCGGACUAUGGUUCUAGCAACAUUGGAGAGUCUUGAAAAACGAGAAGAAGACCUUAAAAAAGAAUUGCAAAAAUACAGGGACUCCGAUCCGGAGUAUAUGGCCCAGUUGAAAAAAGAGACUCAGGUAGAUAACUACACAAUCAGAAACAACUUCAAUUGA
This is a messenger RNA of Spodoptera exigua (beet armyworm), 1039 nucleotides long. Lineage: Eukaryota; Metazoa; Arthropoda; Insecta; Lepidoptera; Noctuidae. The record is from the annotation of a GenBank genome assembly.